Messenger RNA from Gymnogyps californianus (California condor), 2076 nucleotides. RefSeq names its product ribosome production factor 1 homolog (gene RPF1). The record is from RefSeq and is a predicted model, not a curated record. Gene Ontology annotation, cellular component: preribosome, large subunit precursor; nucleolus. Gene Ontology annotation, biological process: maturation of 5.8S rRNA; maturation of LSU-rRNA. NCBI's taxonomy places the organism in Eukaryota, Metazoa, Chordata, Aves, Accipitriformes, Cathartidae. The transcript is spliced from 9 exons. Gene Ontology annotation, molecular function: rRNA primary transcript binding. The coding region runs from base 1 to 984 and encodes 327 amino acids.
AUGGCAGGCGAUGGCAGCGACCCGGUGGGCUCUGCGGCGCAGGAUGGGGGGCUGCCGGCCCCGGAGCGGGUUCUCUUCCCGCCGACCUUCAGCGUGUCCGAGAUCAAGAACAAGCAGCGGCGGCACUUCAUGUUCCUUCGCUGGAAGCAGCAGCAGAGGAAGGAGAAACUGGCCGCCAAGAAGAAGCGGAGAAAGGAGCGAGAAGCCCUCGGAGACAAAGCACCUCCAAAAGCCAUACCAAAGACUAUUGAAAACCAGAGACUGUAUGACGAAACAACUGUAGAUCCCAAUGAUGAAGAGGUUGCUUUUGAUGAAGCAACUGAUGAAUUUGCACCAUACUUCAACAGACAGACAGUUCCCAAGAUUCUUAUUACGACAUCAGACAGACCUCGUGGGAGAACAGUGAGAUUCUGUGAACAACUGUCUACUGUUAUACCUAACUCGCAUGUCUACUAUCGAAGAGGACUGGCUUUGAAAAGAAUUAUUCCACAGUGUAUUGCGAGGGACUUCACGGAUUUAAUCGUCAUUAAUGAAGAUCGCAAAAUACCAAAUGGUCUUGUUUUAAGUCAUCUGCCUGAUGGUCCAACUGCUCAUUUUAGAAUGAGUAGUGUCCGUUUGCGUAAAGAAAUAAAGCGAAAAGGGAAAGAGCCCACAGAACACGCACCUGAAGUAAUCCUGAAUAAUUUUACAACACGGCUCGGCCAUUCUGUUGGUCGCAUGUUUGCUUCUCUCUUCCCACAUGAUCCUCAGUUCAUUGGAAGACAAGUAGCUACAUUUCACAACCAGCGAGACUACAUCUUUUUCAGAUUCCACAGAUACAUCUUCAAGAGUGAAAAGAAAGUGGGAAUUCAAGAACUUGGGCCACGUUUUACAUUAAAGCUGAGGUCUCUUCAAAAAGGAACCUUUGAUUCCAAAUUUGGAGAAUAUGAAUGGAUUCAUAAGCGCCGAGAAAUGGAUACAAGUAGAAGAAAAUUUCACUUAUAAGGGACAGCUAUCUGCCAAUUGCUGGUGACCAGAAAUACAACUGCUUUGAACUACGGAUUAUCUCAGACUCCUAACUAAUGAUAAUGAUACUGAACAGCAUCUAUCUGCAGAAAGACAAACUGCAAACAUUAAAACUUUCUACAGGAGCAGAUCAAGUAGGACACAUCUUUCUUCCUAUGUUUGUAGCUAAAUCCAAUAUGACAAGGACAGUGACUCUUUUUCCAGUUUAGCAGGAAAAACUAUGGCAAUGCCAGAGCAGCCUGUAAUUUAGCUAUCACUGAAGAUCUGCCAUGACUGCUGCUGUGCUGUAGAGAUAAAUUACACUUUGCAACAUCAAAGACAGUAAAUAUUUUGGUUAAAGAUAUUCUCAAAAUAAAGUAUUUCUAGUUAUACAGCUCUUUUUCUGUUAAGCAGCUAAACCCAGAUGUCUUCCAUUAAUCAGGUAAGAGAUAAAUAUUUUAAACCUCUUUCUAACUUACAGUAUGCUGUUCCCUGACAGUAUGGUGGUAAGUUUUCCAAAAAUGGUCUCCUAUCUAGAGAACAUUGAGAAGGCUGUAUGCAAUCCAGGAAGUCUGUGGUAUGUUAUUUCAUUAACAUCUCGCAUAAAAUAGCCAUGUUGCUGAAGUUACAAAAAUAAUAUGCUUGACUCCUACAGGUAUCUCUUUUGUAAAUGUCCUAUUUAGAAGAGGUAUAUACCCAAAGCAGUUGAUAUUCUUGUAUAUAAAAAGAAAUAAACACUGAUGGGAAAGAAUUCAUAAGGCCGGCUUACAGGAAGUACAUAAAGCUAUCUCAUCUAAAAAUGCUGCUCAGUUGAACAUGUGAGGUCUCUGAGCAGGGUUUUUCCCAUUAAAAUCUUAAAAAUGCUUCUUCAGCCUCAUAGCUAUACUCAAGUUGGUAUUACCUGCAGAAUAAACUACUGUUCUGCCUUAAGUUUGCACAUUCACUGGCAGCUAAAAAGCGAAAUUUUCUUUGAAUUACUUUCUUUUCAUAUGCAGUUUUAAGUGCUUUUUCAUAUUUACCUGAAGAGUAAGAUGGCUCAUAGUCAGUCAUCUACUAGGAUAGAAUUACUCUUUAACAUAAAGAAUAAUUAAG